Molecule: messenger RNA, 944 nt
Organism: Branchiostoma floridae (Florida lancelet)
Lineage: Eukaryota; Metazoa; Chordata; Leptocardii; Amphioxiformes; Branchiostomatidae
Exons: 3
Coding region: 253-648 (131 amino acids)
Source: RefSeq, a predicted model, not a curated record
GGGUUUUGCGGAGUUACAGCAACUUUGCUUAUUUGCUGGCACGAAAGGUCUUGCCGCGUCAGUGGAUAGGGCUGUUUUCCAAACUCUAAAAACGCCUGAAGCGUAGAUCUUACCUUAUCUCCGUGUCGUAUCUGUACCUGCGACCUGGCUUCUGCCCACAAUACAUGUACACAACGACAAGACCGAGGCAGCUGCUAUCAAAAGAGGUGUCUUUCUUCUCCUAACAAUUAUUUUGGCGCGAAAUCUUCCGCAAUGUGUGUCAAGGUUGAUCCGAAAAUGAGAGUUGUGCUGAUGUUUCUGUGCCUCGUGUUGGGAGCGUGCCGUGUACAGGCCAGGCCUAAACGAUCGGCGUGCAAGGCUAUCCUGGCCGAAGUUAACGAUGGCCACUGGAAAGACAUGCCGAAAGACAUCAUCAACGAGUGCCGUCUAGCUCUACAGAGCACCAGGCAUCACGGCACCCUGGGAGACGAGGGGGCUCUGGAGUAUGCAAAUGAGCUUGGUCCUGACGCGGAGGACAUGGAUUACGUGAAGACCACCCGGAAGUUUAUCCGCACCCUGAUCAAGGCACUAUCCGGGCUGUCAAUCAACCUGAAGCACAUGAAGGCCACCCAGCGGCAGGCUGACCACGGCAAGACCUGGAAGCCCUAAGGCGCGGUCACAUAGUUGGUGCGAUCGUCCUACGAUCGCUAACUUGGGGCAUUUGUUUAGGACAGCCAUGCAUGUGUCCUACAAUGUUCAGCUGUCUUGUUGCACAACGCUCUCUUGGAUCCUUGUGGGUGGUUGGCUCUGUCACUGCCUGCUUAAAAAUUCUAUUAUCAAAAUCGUACGACGAUCGCACGACCUAUAAGUGACUGCGCCCUUAAACCAGUUUCAUGUCAUAAUGAAAGCUCAUCUGUUUUGGUAGCCUCUACCAGGCUCCACAGGUCGCUGGAACAUAGUAGAAA